Messenger RNA from Colletotrichum higginsianum IMI 349063, 1659 nucleotides. RefSeq names its product NCS1 nucleoside transporter. NCBI's taxonomy places the organism in Eukaryota, Fungi, Ascomycota, Sordariomycetes, Glomerellales, Glomerellaceae. The transcript is spliced from 2 exons. The coding region runs from base 1 to 1659 and encodes 552 amino acids. Gene Ontology annotation, cellular component: plasma membrane. Gene Ontology annotation, biological process: transmembrane transport; nucleobase transport. Gene Ontology annotation, molecular function: nucleobase transmembrane transporter activity. The record is from RefSeq and is a predicted model, not a curated record.
AUGGGUCUUCUCAACCGCCUCCGCGUGCCCCAGGCCGCCGGAACCUCCGAAGUCCAUGGCCGCGACGCCCUUCUUGCAAACGACGAUCUCCGUCCGCUGAAACUCGCCGACCGCACCUGGACCCAAUGGACCUACUUCACAUUCUGGUUCUCCGCGACCGCCACCGUCUCGAACUGGUACGCAUCCUCGACUGCCCAAGCGCUCGGCCUAUCUAUGUGGGAGUCCCUCGCUUGCGCCUUCGGUGGCCAGUGUCUUAUCGCCAUCAUCAUCACUCUCAACGGCCGACCUGGAAGCUGCUACCACAUUGGCUACCCCGUUGUAUGCAGAUCUGCCUUUGGCAUUUAUGGCGCAUGGUGGCCGACUUUCAACCGCGCCGUCAUGGCGAUUGUGUGGAACGGCGUCAACGCAGUACAGGGCGGCCAGUGUAUCUACGUCAUGUUGCACGCCAUCAUUCCAGGCAUCGCGAACAUUCCGAAUACCAUGGGCGAGGGCUCGGCGCUCACGACGGCGGGAAUGAUUGGCUUCGUCAUCUUCUGGCUUGUGACCUGCGCGUUCCUGGUCAUCCCUGUCCCCAAGAUGCGCGGACUCGUGUACGCGAAGCUCUGCGUCUUCAUCAUCUCCGCCGUGGCCAUGCUCGCAUGGACAGCAACGAAAGCAGGCGGCCUCGGGCCCGUGGUUCGUCAGGGCGGGACGGCAACGGGAUCGAAGAGGGCGUGGCUCAUUGUCCAGUUCUUCAUGCUCGGCGCGGCGAACUGCGCGACCUUUGCCAGCAACGCCGCGGAUUUUCAGCGGUACGCGAAGAAGAAGAACGAUGUCAUCGUCGGGAACCUUUUCUGCUUCCCCGUUGCCAACUUCGUCGUGGCUGCCGUCGGCAACUUGGUCUGCGCCUCUAGCGAGCUGAUCUUCGGGGAGCUCAUCUGGAAUCCAAUCACGCUGCUAGAUACCCUGCAAACGACUGAGUAUACCGCGGCGAACCGCGCGGGGUGCUUCUUCAUUGCUGGUUGUUUUGCGUACUGCUGUAUCUUCAGUUCUAUAUUUGAGAAUUCUUUGCCUGCUGGCAACGAUAUUGCGGCUCUGUUCCCCAAGUACCUCACUGUACGAAGGGGCUUCUUCGUCUGUGCAGUUAUCUCAUUUGCGAUCAACCCUUGGUUCCUUCUAGGCUCUGCUUCCAUCUUCGUAUCCUUUCUUUCCUCCUACCAAAUAUUCCUAUCUGCCAUCACGGGAGUUCUUCUCGUCAACUACUACAUCAUUGGCCGUGGUCGCAUCCACAUCCCGGAUACCUUCAGUUCAGCAAAGUCUGGAGCCUACUACUACUCCCACGGGUGGAACAUCCGUGCCUAUGUCGCCUACAUCGUUGGGAUCAUCCCUAACUUCUACGGCUUCCUCAACAACAUGGGUGUAUCGGCGCCCGUGGGUGUUUCACGAUUCUACUUUUUUGCCUACUGGGUGGGCCUAGCUCUGUCUGGCUUCACCUUUUGGCUCACCUGCAAAAUCUGGCCCCCGCCUAUCAUGGAGAGCAAAUGGAUUGAACCGAAAGAUUAUGUCAGGCCCGAGGAGUUGGAAGAUGAUGGACACGUAAUUGAGGCAAUCGGAUUGCCGCAAGAGAGUCCAGUGGAAGAUAAUAAAAAGGGACUCAGUGAAAAAUCAGUGAAGGUUUAA